AUGGUUUUUUACUUUUUCAAGCGUAAAACAAAACUAGUUCUUUUCUAUUUUGGUUCAUUGCUUCCAAAAAUUCAUCUGGUGCUUAUGAACAUUGGUGGACGUGUUCUAUUGUCAUGGUUUGGAACAAGUUCAAAAGCACAAACAUGUGAUAAGAGCCGUAAAUUUUCUACAUUCACCCUGUUUUACCUUAAUCGCCGCUUGCACCCACUUGGCUACGGAAAGUUGUGUGAUCUCAAAUAUUGUCCUCCUCCUGGUUAUGUAUUGGAACGUGCUAUUUCAAACAUUGAUGCUUUUAUACGUGGUGCUUGUCCGGCUACCUAUAAUGACCUUUCUAAAUCUGUUGACUCACUCCUACUCAAGUCUAUAUUCUCUGUCCACAACAAUAUCCAACCUCUUCAUGAAUUCAAAGUCGGGUGGAAGUUGGAAGCGGUAAAUCCACUUAGACCGUAUUUUGUACAGCCAGCCACAGUUGUUAAGGUAUUCAAUUCAAGGUAUUUUCUCGUAGAAUUAGAUGAUUUAAAUCAUAAUGAAGGUGAAUCGGAUAAAGAAGAUAGCAGUAUUACUAACUCAAGUUUAUUUUCUUUAAAAAUUCAGUUUGUUGCUUAUGCAGGUAUGCCGGAAAUUAUGCCAGUUAAUGAAAGUCAACUAAGAGGAAUAUAUUUAUCCCCACCAUCUGGUUGGCCUAUAAAUAGAUAUUUUACUUGGACUAAUUAUCUCACUUAUCUAUCUGCUCAUAACAAUUAUCCAACUAACCAAUCCACAUCGAAAGAUAUAAACACUAAUAAUAUAUUUAUUCAAGAUGAAUUUACUAAGAACACAAAUAGUGUUACUUCAAAAACAAAUAUAAAUACAUUUCAUUGUACAAACUUAUUUCUAAAGACGUAA
Schistosoma mattheei is the source of this 885-nucleotide messenger RNA. NCBI's taxonomy places the organism in Eukaryota, Metazoa, Platyhelminthes, Trematoda, Strigeidida, Schistosomatidae. The record is from the annotation of a GenBank genome assembly.